This is a messenger RNA of Amblyraja radiata (thorny skate), 1001 nucleotides long. Its product is annotated as complement C1q tumor necrosis factor-related protein 1-like. Gene Ontology annotation, molecular function: protein binding. The transcript is spliced from 3 exons. Bases 144 to 902 code for a protein of 252 amino acids. Lineage: Eukaryota; Metazoa; Chordata; Chondrichthyes; Rajiformes; Rajidae. The record is from RefSeq and is a predicted model, not a curated record.
CUUCGUUAUAUACAGUGUUCCUUCCACUUUAUAAACUUGAGUAUCUGUUCCUAAUUAUCUUAGUUUCCUUCCGGCUGCAUUAUUUGAACCAUCUGCAGUUGCGCGUAAAGUCUGCACAGUUUUUCUCUGUCAAAAAGUUAGUAAUGGUGGCUGGACGCUCGCUGGGACUCGUCUUGUUCUUCAUCGCCCUGAGACCGGGGAGCGCGGCCCCGCCCGGCGAGCCCAGCCAGGAGGGCCAAUGCGUGCGCUGCUGUGACCCCCCCACCCGCUACCCGGAGUCUCGCCGCGGGGGUCCCAGCCCACUCUACCCCACGCCCCACGUAUACCCGCACAUCAAUAUCACCAUCCUCAAAGGUGACAAAGGAGAUAGGGGCGAGCGAGGAUCGAAUGGGAAGGUGGGUAAGGAAGGGGCCAUGGGUCUACGUGGCCCAUCGGGAGCUAAAGGUGACCGGGGUCACGCGGGGAUGCCAGGAGGCCCCAACAAGCAACACUACUCAGCCUUCUCGGUAGGCCGCAAGAAAGGCCUACACAGCAGUGACUACUACCAGACCUUGGUCUUCGACACAACCUUCGUCAACCUGCACGGCCACUUCAACAUGUUCAAGGGCAAGUUCUACUGCUACGUACCGGGCGUCUACUACUUCAACCUCAACAUCCACACCUGGAACUUCAAGGAGACCUACCUCCACAUCAUGAAGAACGACCAGGACAUGGCCAUCUGCUACGCCCAGCCCAGUGACCGCAGCAUUAUGCAGAGCCAGAGCAUCAUGUUGGAGCUGCAACACAACGAUGAGGUGUGGGUGCGUCUGUACAAGCGUGAGAGGGAGAACGCUGUCUACAGUGACGAUGUGGACACCUAUGUCACCUUCAACGGUUACUUGAUCAAGGCCAGCCUGGACUGAGAACCCUUCCCCCCCAUACAUCCCCUCUCCCCCACACACAUACACACACACACACACACACACCCACACACACACCCACCCCCAACACACACCCACACC